AAUAUCUGAAUACAGAUAUGUAAAUGUUACUGUCUAAGCUACCAAAUUGUCAUGUCCUUUUGCUUAAAGCAUUGAAUGGAGGAGCACUAUUUGUAACGUGAACUAGGUCAAUACGAAGAUGUUUAAGGGCAAAUGCGUAAACAACGGAUGAGAAAAGUUGAAGUAACUUGGCUGCAAAGGAUUGUGUCCCUGGAUUGCCAAGUGGACAGCACAGCUGGGACAAACCUCUGAUAUGCAGCUGAACCAUGGCCCCCACGUCGUGGCUAAGGGCGUUAAAAACUUGUGAAUUUGGGAUCUUUUGUUUAGCUGCCAAUAAAUAAACCUCAGGAAAAAGAAAAAAAAAUCUCAAACUAUCUUGAGAAAGUGAAGGAAAAACAAUGUGGCCCUGUCACAUUCUGCCCAAGUGCUCUUUGUAUUUCAAUCGGCCCCACUUACCUGGCCGCAACUCCUCCAUGGACUGCACACUAUGGCAGUGGCGUGUUCAUCAGAUUCCUCUUUAGGCGAGUGGGAGAUUCAGCCCCUCUUUCUUUGCUUUUUCUCACUCUACAAAUACAAAUCUCCAUUGGACCUCUCCUUCCAUUUCCCCCUCUUCUUGUGCUUACUUGCUUUUUUUUCCUCUGAUUUUUUUCGCUUUUUUGCUUUGGCGGGGCCCCAAGCUCUGCGAAAGCCAGCACAACCAGCAGGGUUCAACUGGCUUUAUUAUUAAAUCUUAACCAAGCAGCAAACGCCCGUUACUCUACUCAGUACUCAUCAAAUCCCCUGGUUGCCAACCCUGAUAUUUUUCUUUGUUACUCCCCAGCUUUGUCUUUGCUUUGGCUAUUUUCUUACUUUCUUUCUUAUGGCGGAGGUUUUAGACGACGGUGAGUUUUGGCUUCCGCCUCAGUUUUUAACCGACGAUGACUUGUUCAUGGACAAGAGUAAAGCUAAGAUCAAUCCCAAAAGUCUCAAAGAUGGCUUUGGGUUAGAGCUUGAUGGUUCCAAGUCUUUGUUUCCCAACGAGUUUCCUUCCGGGUUGGAGUCUUUUGGGUUCACUUCGGAUCUAAGUUCUCCGGUUGAGUCUGUGGUGGGUUCUCCUGAAACAGAGAGUGACGAAGAAGAUUACCUUGCUGGGUUAACUCGUCAAAUGGCUCACUCCACUCUCGAAGACGAUUUUGGCCGAAACGACAGCUCAUUUGCUUUUGAAAACUCCAAGGGAUGGGCCUUGUCCAUUUCGCCUCAAUCGACCCUAUGUGCGUUAAGGACCGGUUACGGUUGCAAGCAAGGGUCUAGCCGUGGAAGCCCAGACUGUCAAUCUCGAGUUUGGUCACCGUCGGGAGCAUGGGAUCAGCUGCACGCGGCAGCAGGGGAAGUAGCAAGGAUGCCGAUGAAUGAAGAAUCAUACGGUGGAUUCAACAACAGAGGCCUCUUUGGUCCACCUGCGAGAAAACGCUCUCCAAACCUCGAUGUUUCUGGUUUUUACUCUCCUCACCAGUCUCAGUGUCACCAGAAGUUACAGGCCACUCAAUUUCAGCAACUGAAACAACAGCAGCAAAUGAAACAACAAAGCACAUCGGUUUGGGGAGGACAGAAGCGGCAGCAUCAGCACCCCAGCCACCCUGUGGUCCAAAACAGAGGGAGGAAUAGUAGUAGUAACAGUAAUGGGCCUUUGGGCUUGUCCCCAUCUGCAUGGCCCCCUCUGAAGCCGCAACAGCAGCAAUCCCAGCCUCAAAACAGGUCGGGUAUGCGAGCUGUUUACUUGGGCAAUUCAACUGGUACAAGGGAGUGUGCUGGAACUGGUGUUUUCUUGCCCCGCCGUAUCGGUAGCCCUUCUGAAUCCCGCAAGAAGUCAGCUUGUUCUACUGUUUUGCUUCCAGCUAGAGUGGUUCAGGCCUUGAACUUGAAUUUGGAUGAGAUUGCUUCUCAACCUCAGCUUCAUCCUCGGUUUAAUCCAAGUUUCACUGCUGAUAAUGAUGCCGCUUUCAGGCUUCGAAAUGGUGGGAAUGUCUUUACAAGGCAGAAGCCGCGCAAUUUCAGCCUUGAAGUGCGGCUACCUCAGGAGUGGACAUAUUGACUCAACUUUGCAUCUGGUGAUGGUGGUUGACUAAUUCUGUUGGUUUCUUUUUGUUUCAAGUUUUAGGAAAUGGAAAAGAAUUAUAAAGGAUAGAAGAAAGGAAAAAUGGAAGUUGUUUAGGUUGCUGUAGGGUAAUAGUUAGCAUAGAAGUAUAGAUUGAAGAAAGAAAAUUAUGGUGACUUAAAAAUGAAAAUGAAAUGGUUUUUUUGGGGUUAGGUUUAGGUCAAAAUAAAGAAUUUCAUGCUUGAGGAAAGAGUGAUGGUUGCAGGAGGUUUUGCUCAUGUGGUUGGACUGGGGCUUGGGGGAAAUGUACAAGGGGUUACUCUUUUGUAAUCUGGAUUUCGGUCAAUAAGCUUUGAAUUUUGUUGAAAGUGAAAUGUUAAUGAAAUGAAUGGGGUUAGACAAUAUCCCCCAUCUUUUGCAGAACAUGACUGAUGACUGAUGACUGAUGACUGAUGACUAUCUCUAUUCUAUCACAUGGGUAAUCUGAUUAUCUUUCUAAGCUUGAAGAAAUUUCGCCUUCCAACUUGACCAAACCCCACUCAACUGCCGUGAAAGAUAAUAAAAGAGAAUGCGUUUGUCAUCAAUUGACUUAUUCUACCCUCGUUUUGUCUGUCACUUUCCUUGAGUUUUUUCUUUUAUGGCUAAUGACAGUUCUGCAACAUAGU
Molecule: messenger RNA, 2718 nt
Organism: Durio zibethinus
Lineage: Eukaryota; Viridiplantae; Streptophyta; Magnoliopsida; Malvales; Malvaceae
Source: RefSeq, a predicted model, not a curated record